Molecule: messenger RNA, 687 nt
Organism: Dacryopinax primogenitus
Lineage: Eukaryota; Fungi; Basidiomycota; Dacrymycetes; Dacrymycetales; Dacrymycetaceae
Exons: 7
Coding region: 15-254 (79 amino acids)
Biological process (GO): transcription by RNA polymerase II; tRNA transcription by RNA polymerase III; transcription by RNA polymerase I
Cellular component (GO): RNA polymerase III complex; RNA polymerase I complex; RNA polymerase II, core complex
Molecular function (GO): DNA-directed RNA polymerase activity; zinc ion binding; DNA binding
Source: RefSeq, a predicted model, not a curated record
UUAUCUUCGGUAUCAUGAUUAUUCCCGUGCGUUGCUUUUCGUGCGGCAAGGUUGUGGGAGACAAGUGGGAAGCGUACAUGCAGUUACUGCAAAGUGAUGUGAACGAGGGUGAGGCUCUCGACGAGCUCGGACUACGACGAUAUUGCUGUCGGCGCAUGGUGCUCACACAUGUGGAUCUGAUCGAGAAGCUGUUGAACUACAACCCUAGUGAGAGGUCAAGGGAUAGGCCGAUAGAUGCCGAUAUUCGCCCUUGAUCGUGAUUUGUCUUUUACUGUGUAGUGUGUAUCUGCAGAACGGUAUUACCCUGUGCGUCAUGAGAUUAGUUUGCAAUCGAUGUGCUGUCCAAACAUUCUCUCCGGCCGCUGAGAGAUGCUUUCAAGUUCCAUUUUUCAGCCUCACUGAGGAAUUUUGUCCGGAUGCGGUAAACCGUAAUCCAGUUCUGGAUGUGGGGCUCUUGCGAUUCUUCACCGGCAGCCGCGGAGGCUGAGGUACGAAGCGCGGCAUCCUCCGGAACUUGGAGUUUGGACUCGUGGGCAGCGAAGAUACAAAUCCCAUGUCUUUCGGCUGUUAUAACGUUUGCCGCAAGGUUCUUUCGAGUGACGUGUCUGUCUACUGGAACAUAACCUCCAAUUCUAGAUUCCACUCUGGUUCUCUGUGACAGAACAACAAGCUUCAUACCUUCCUUUU